AUGUUACAUGACAAAGAGCUUGUGAAUCAGCACAUGUCUCGUGCACUGGAGACCAAUCCUUGCAUUAUUAUUCACGUUGAUUACCCUUUAAGGAAUCAGCUCUGCUUUCUUGAAUUUUCCAAUCAUGGUAGAGAAGUAGUGAGGAAAAUCAGGACUCCUUUUGCAAACUCUGUGCCAGAAUUUAAAGUGGUCGGUUCGUGUAAUGGACUAUUAUGCAUAUGUGAUUCUCUGUUUAAUGAUGCACUUUAUGUGUACAAUCCUUUUACAAGGGAUUACAAGGAACUUCCUAGAUCAAUAGAAUUUGAGGUGCAAAAGUUGGUUUUUGGUUUUGGAUUUAAUCAUGUUACUAAAGAGUACAAGGUGAUCAAGAUUAUAAAUUAUGCCAACAUGUAUUAUAAUGACCCCGUGCGUUACCGUAGAUUUCGAGUUCCCCGCUUUGGUAAAUCAGAUGUUCAAGUACUUAGUCUUGGUAACAAUAGGUGGAAAAGUAUUGGAGAAGUUAUUUAUCGUUUUGAUCCGAGUUCUCAAGGAAUUAUGUUGAACGGGAAGAUGCAUUGGUUGACUCGAUUUGGUAAGUAUAAUGGACGUCGUGAUAGGCUUAUCAUUUCGUUUGAUUUAGCUGACGACGUAUUUGGUGAAGUACCAAAAGUUGAUUUUGAUGUAAAGCCAAGAAUUGUUCAGCAUCAUCUAGCAGUUCUUGGAGACUGUCUUGCUGUUGCUCUAACUUUGCCUCACUAUGAAGGUGGAGGAUUUGAAAUUUGGGUAAUGAGAGAAUACAAUGUGAAAGAAUCUUGGAUGAAGGAGUUUAGAGUUGAGGCUUUUACACCCACUCCAAAUUCUGUUACACAACAUGUGCAACCCUUGAUGAAAGUUCUAUGCUUGUUGAAGAAUGGAGAGCUUUUGCUUGAGUACAAAGGUGGAAAUCUUGUUUCAUAUGAUCCAAAGAAUUGUGUCUUUAGGACACUGAGGUUUGAGGGGAUGCCUAAUUUGUUUAAGACAUUUGUUCAUGUGGGGUGUCUUAAUUGGAUUGAUAUCCCACCUGCAGAUCUUUUACAAAAUUAG
Molecule: messenger RNA, 1062 nt
Organism: Lycium ferocissimum
Lineage: Eukaryota; Viridiplantae; Streptophyta; Magnoliopsida; Solanales; Solanaceae
Product: F-box protein At3g07870-like
Exons: 1
Coding region: 1-1062 (353 amino acids)
Source: RefSeq, a predicted model, not a curated record